CCUCAGAAACCGACUCAGGUUUCUAAGAGUUCCCAAAAAAAUAAUAAUAUUAAAGAUCCUGAGAUACAACCUACGAAACAGGCUCAAGUUUCUAAGAGUUCUUUAAAAAACGCUGAUGGUAAAGUGUCUGAUGAAAAACCUUCAGAACCGAGUUCCUCAAAAAAUGCUAAAGAAUCUAAUAUACAUUCUUCGGCCUCGAAACCGACUCAAGUAUCUAAGAGUUCCUCAAAUAAAGCUAAUGCCAAAGUGUCUGAUGAAAAAUCUUCAGAAACGAGUUCCUUAAAAAAUGCUAAAGAAUCUAAUAUACAUUCUUCAACCUCAAAACAGACUCCAAUUUCUAAUAGCUCCUCAAACAAAGCUAAUGCCAAAGUGUCUGAUAAACAACCUUCAAAACCGACUCAAAUUUCUAAGAGUUUCACAAAAAAGGUUGCUAAAGAAUCUAAUAUACAUUCUUCGACCUCAAAACAGACACCAAUUUCCAAGAGUUCCUCAAACAAAGAUAAUGCCAAAGUGUCUGAUAAAAAACCUUCAAAACCGACUCAAGUUUCUAAGA
Cetraspora pellucida is the source of this 553-nucleotide messenger RNA. The record is from the annotation of a GenBank genome assembly. Lineage: Eukaryota; Fungi; Glomeromycota; Glomeromycetes; Diversisporales; Gigasporaceae.